Molecule: messenger RNA, 822 nt
Organism: Uloborus diversus
Lineage: Eukaryota; Metazoa; Arthropoda; Arachnida; Araneae; Uloboridae
Product: zinc finger protein 430-like
Exons: 2
Coding region: 131-766 (211 amino acids)
Biological process (GO): regulation of DNA-templated transcription
Molecular function (GO): RNA polymerase II cis-regulatory region sequence-specific DNA binding; DNA-binding transcription factor activity, RNA polymerase II-specific
Source: RefSeq, a predicted model, not a curated record
GCGUCCAUGUUUGUUCCGAGAAGAAGAGAAAGUUAUAUUAACAGCUUGAGAAGCUAGAAGAAGAAAUCUUUUAAAGGCUGGUGGGAAAUCUAACUUUAUGGUAUUAUUGUGAGAGCUUUGUGGUCCAGUAAUGUCCAUUGCAGUUGAAAUUCUAUGUCCUACUUGUGGAAGUGAGUUACAACCUGUUCAAAAUUUUGAAAGCAGGACUUUUGUCCAUAUUGAAGAUCUCCAGUAUGAUUGCACAGCAUGUGGGUAUAGAUACAGCUACAUUGAUGUUGCUAUUUCCGAUGAAACCACAACUGGAGAAAAGUCGCCAUCUAAGCCAUUUUCCUGCAGUAUAUGCAAUAAGCAGUUCGAGCAAAGUGGGACCAUGAGGAGACACAUGUACGUUCAUUCCAGUGUGCGCCCAUAUGCUUGUAAUAACUGCGAUAAAGCUUUUAAGACUAAGGCUGCUUUGAAACGGCAUAACAUCAUACACACCGGCGAAUGCCCCUAUGAAUGCAGCACUUGUAAAAGAAAAUUCAACCAAAUUAGUAAUUUGAGAAAACAUUUAGUGAUACAUAACAAUAAUUGCCCAUUUUUUUGUAAUGUUUGUGGGAAAGGAUUUAAUCAGCUCAGUAAUCUGAAGAAGCACAUGGUAGUUCAUAAAGAACAUACAGUUGUCUCGGACAGCAGUGGUAAGCCUGAACAUUCUGUCAUUCCUAUUGGAAUGGAAAAAAAUGUCAGUCGUCCAGUUGUGACACAUUUGAGACCCGCAGAUAUGUAGCUCAGAAUGAUAACUAUUUAAUUCCUUUGAUAAAAAAUACUUUGUAUUUUGAAAUU